Trypanosoma theileri is the source of this 930-nucleotide messenger RNA. RefSeq lists its product as uncharacterized. The transcript has a single exon. The record is from RefSeq and is a predicted model, not a curated record. The coding region runs from base 1 to 930 and encodes 309 amino acids. NCBI's taxonomy places the organism in Eukaryota, Euglenozoa, Kinetoplastea, Trypanosomatida, Trypanosomatidae.
AUGUCUACAAUGCCUGCAUCUAUUAAAUGGAGUUCGCCCCUUCUGCAAAACCGCCUGGCAACACAAAGUAGUGGUAAAGAUUGUUUUCGCAAUGAAGCUCUUCAAUGUGCGGCUUCCAUUAUGCGAAGUGAAGCAGCCCGUGUGGAUGGACGUCUCUGUGAAGAUUUUGGUGCUAUUUUACGUGGGAAUACAGUCUACAUUCGCCGCUUUAUCUCUGAUGAGGAUGAUUUGACAUUGUAUAAUCGUUUAAAGGCAGAGUUAGUGGCUGCGACUGGGGCAAAGAUGUCACUUGAUGGUGGAUUAAUUGAAUGGAGUCGACAUCAAAUAUUUGAAAAUCCGACAGGUAUUAGUCCUGUAUUUAAUGAAAUUAUUGAUAUGCUAGCGGAGUAUUUUGAUAUUGAUGUGUAUGCAACUAGAUUAAAUUACUACCGUGAUGGACAACAGUGGAAGCCACAACAUCAUGAUAGUCAUGCCUAUGGAAGUAGUAUUAAAAACAAUGGAAAUGGAAAUGCUGAAGGAGAAAAGUUAAAGGAAGAUUUCACCGUUGGUAUCACACUUGGUGCUACUCGAAGUCUUCUUUUUAUACAUGAGUCAUCUGGAUAUAAAUUUGAGUUUCCACAACGUAAUGGUGACUGUUUUGCCUUUACAGGUGAGGUAAAUACAACCUUUACUCAUGGUGUACCUCGUGUGAAUACACCAAUAGGUGAUCGCUUUAGUAUUAUUGCUUGGGGUCGUCGUCGGACGUUAAAUGAACGUAAUGGAGGAAAGCCGGCAGAAUCUAUAGUGCGACUGCAGGACGGCAGAGAAGUGCAGACAGUGGAGGAUGCUAUUCGGGCAGCACAGCAACUGGUCUCACGUUCAGCUACAACAUCCACAAAUGUUGGGGUAACUGAAGUUGCAAAAAAGAAAAAGAAAAAUCGACUACAAUAG